CCCGCUCUUCCACUCUCCGAGCUACGCAUGCGCGCCCUGUGCUGACUGACCUUGCCUGCAGUCACCAUGUUGUCCCGGAGCAGCGUCCUCAUCUUCCAGCCACAAUGGGGUCAAGUCAGGAACAUGGCAACUUUGAAGGAGAUUACAAGACGUUUGAAAUCCAUCAAGAACAUCCAGAAGAUUACCAAAUCCAUGAAGAUGGUGGCAGCAGCAAAGUACACAAAAGCUGAGAGGGCUCUGAAACCAGCCAGAGUAUAUGGGACGGGUUCUCUAGCGUUGUAUGAGAAAGCUGAAAUAAAAGCUCCUGAAGACAAGAAGAAGCAUGUCAUUAUCGGUGUUUCCUCUGACAGGGGCCUGUGCGGUGGAAUUCAUUCAUCUGUGGCUAAAGCUAUUAAGAGUGAAAUUUCCGAGCUCUCUCGUAGUGGAAAAGAAGUUAAAGUGGUUGGAAUUGGGGACAAAUUGAGAGGUAUACUGCAAAGGACCCAUGGUAAUCACUUCCUUGUCACCUUUAAAGAAGUUGGCAGAAAGCCUCCUACUUUUGGUGAUGCCUCCAUUAUUGCAUCUGAGCUGCUGAACUCUGGCUAUGAAUUUGACCAAGGAUCCGUGGUGUUCAAUAGAUUCAGGUCUGUAAUCUCCUACAAGACUGACGAGAAGCCGAUCUAUUCUCUAGACACGGUUGCCAACUCUGAAAGUAUCACCGUUUAUGAUGACGUAGAUGCAGAUGUGCUGAGAAAUUACCAAGAGUUUGGUUUGGUAAAUAUCAUCUAUUACACACUGAAAGAGGCCGCUGCAAGUGAGCAGAGUGCUAGGAUGACUGCUAUGGACAAUGCCAGCAAGAAUGCUUCUGAAAUUAUUUACAAAUUGACGUUGACUUAUAACCGCACUCGUCAAUCUGUCAUCACCAAGGAGCUUAUUGAAAUUAUCUCUGGAGCAGCUGCCCUGGGAUGAAAUGGUGGAAAAUAGGAAUCUUUGUCAUCAGAUAAUGUAAUCGGACUUCCCUAGAUGUCUGUGGAUCUUUACGUCUGAGAAAGAGUUGGUUCAAUUUAUGAAGAAAACCAAUAUUUGUAAAUUAUAUUACAAUAAACACCUUACGUGGACAUUA
Messenger RNA from Nanorana parkeri, 1102 nucleotides. It is a transcript of the gene ATP5F1C, whose product is annotated as ATP synthase, H+ transporting, mitochondrial F1 complex, gamma polypeptide 1. The transcript has 10 exons. The record is from RefSeq and is a predicted model, not a curated record. NCBI's taxonomy places the organism in Eukaryota, Metazoa, Chordata, Amphibia, Anura, Dicroglossidae. Gene Ontology annotation, molecular function: proton-transporting ATP synthase activity, rotational mechanism. Bases 67 to 948 code for a protein of 293 amino acids. Gene Ontology annotation, biological process: proton motive force-driven ATP synthesis.